Messenger RNA from Anopheles coluzzii, 3349 nucleotides. RefSeq lists its product as uncharacterized. NCBI's taxonomy places the organism in Eukaryota, Metazoa, Arthropoda, Insecta, Diptera, Culicidae. The transcript has 3 exons. The record is from RefSeq and is a predicted model, not a curated record. The coding region runs from base 1555 to 2289 and encodes 244 amino acids.
AAACUCAAGUUUGCACUCAUUUUCAUCCAAGAAUUACAUUACACGAAAUGAUACAAACCGGUCAAUAUCCACGUGCUGCCCAAAUAGCAAAUCUAUAAGCCACAAUCUAAAAGUUAGUGUGUUAUUAUGAUGUAAAGUUAAGUGUUAUUGUGGAAUUGCAUUACUGCAAAGUUUUUGUAAAAAAGUUGUAUUAUUUAACAAUCUGGGUUAUGAACAAUUUACAGAUUUACUAGUUGCAUUUUGUACACCACUCAAAGAGAUGAAUAUACAGGUGUAUCGUAAUGAAUAGGAACAAAUUAAUGUUUAGAUCGUCAAUAUUCAAAACAACAAUGUCGAGGAAAACGAGGUACUGAACUACAAACACGUCUGCAUGGAAGCCAUUUAACUGAACUAAUUCCAGUGCAGUUUCAUUCCCUAAGUAACGCAACUGCAUUAUCAGAAUUGAAAAAAAGUAUUGAGUGUUAAAGGAAGAUAUUUAAAAACAUCCGAUUCUACAGCAUUUACUUGGUUUGAGUCAUCCAACAAAAAAGCCUUUUUACACAAAAACAAUCGAUUGACAACGUUGAAUCCAUACAACCUUCCAACCACGUGUUUAAAAACUAGAAUAAACAGGAACCAUGCUAUACCCAGCAACAUACAUUGCAACGUGCCGGCCACUGCAGCUGCACCAUUGCAUUCAAUCUACAGUAAACUUGCAACAAAACCGGCUUCACGAAUAAAAUCGGACUGUCUUGAGGUUGUUCAACAACUAGAUAUUACUCGGGAGUCUCUAUGUGAUCAUAAUAGACCGAACAGUACGCGUUUGCAUUUUAAGACAAGUAGUAUACAAACUAUAUUGAAAUAUUAUCAGAGUAACGGUAUUCUGUGGCACAUCAACUACAUACAGCGUUGCUUGUCAGUAGACCAAAAGAAACACAAUAUAUCUCUAGUAUCAGAUAUUGAACCAUUUUCAAUAUCAAAAACAUCAAAGUAGUAAUAUUUACCAGCAAGGUAAAACUAAAAAAAAUAUACUUCGAGUAUUAUGAACACAUUUUCGAUUGAAGUAAUAAACGAAGCAAAACGAGACAAGAUCAACGCAUUGUUAGAUGAUUUUCGUCAAAUAAAACUGGAACCGAGUAAUGAAUCUGAGCCGUCACGAUGUGCGCCAAAAAUCAUUCUUACGGACUUUUCCAGCAAUAAUAUAGAUCAUAUAAAAAAUAGUGAACAAUAUGUAAAGAACAAAUUAUUUGAAGACAAAUCGGAGACAAAUAAUAAUGACCAAGGAACAGACUUUUCCUCAAUUCAUUAUUGUGCUAAUGAAUGUGUUCGAAAGGAUAGCCGUAAAAGAAAUGUGAACAACAAUAACAGUGAGGGACAUAAUUUUCUUUCGAUUCCUGAGUUAUAUUACAGCGAAAAAAGUGUAUCUAAAUCGAACAUUUGUGAUUGCUACCGCAGUGAAGCUAGACCACCGUGACGUUGAAAAUUUUAACUUUGAAUACUUUGCGUAAGUAAGUGUAUCCAUAUGUGAUAAUAAAUGUGCGUAAAAUACUUCAUUCCCUCAGGAGAUCGUAUAGCAUGGUUUCAAUUAUGGAUGUAAAAUCGGAUAGACAGGCCUGUGAUAAUCGUGUAAUAGUAUCGCAAAGUGCGGUAAGCCAAAAGUCGAUUGAUCUAGAUAUCUCGCUUAGACCAAUCAUCUCACCGACAGAAGAUCGUGAUACAGGUAGUUUGGCGUCGAAUAAUCCAAAUACUAACGUGAAACAGUCACAGCAGCCUUGUUCAUCUUCAGUGUCAUCUAUAGCGACUGGAUCCGAUUCGUACAACCAUGAUAUUACCGAUACAGAUUUGGCAAAAAAAAGUAUGAAAUUAAAUUUGGUGAGCUCAUCUAAUAAUAAUAAGUUUGCAGAAAGCAGUAUUCAUCACGGAUCAAUCAAGGCAGAAUCUUCAGAUACCAGUGCAGGAGCUAGCACCAGUAGCGUUGUUACAACUACCACAGCUAUCAUCAUGAAGCAUCGCAAACUGAAAGACCGCUCGUUAAGCGAUGAAAUAGGAUCUCCUAAAUCACCUGCGGCAACAACAGGUAUGGGCAUCACUGAUUGCGCAUUAAUGUAUGCCCCUACAAUAUCACCAUCCAUUCAAUUAGAAGUAGUCGACGAUCGGAAAGCACUAAGAGAUGCUCUGUAUCAAGGAAUAUUUCAUCGACAUCGGCGAACUAUAUUUGCCGUGGGAAGCUUUCUACGCAUGUUGAAAAGUCGAAAUUCUUCAUACAAUACAAUCCGCAGUUCCUCCGAGGGAGAGGACGAUACAAAAUGAUCGUGCAUUAGAUAAAUUGUUAUCUAAAAAAUGUAGUAGGGAUUCGAUAAAUGUCUAGAUAGAAUUUUCUAGUCAUUACAUCUAAAAUAUAUGUCAUUUUAAAACAUUAUAAUUUAUAAACAUAAACCAAAAAUUUAAAGUUUAUCCCACCGAAACAAAUUUAAGUGUGUUAAAAAAUUGUAUUAUUCCAUUUAAUUAAUUUAUAAUAAUAUUACAUAAAUCAGAAUAGGCUCAAUUUAUCUCAUUAUUUUACAGCUUUAAAUAGUGUGUUAAUGAACUUUAUUUACAAAACGGUGAAGAACAAGAGCUUUGUUCAUAGGAUCAUUUGCAAUCGAAUUAUUUAAUGGGUUGUUGAUACUCUACAGCUUUUUUUAACUCUAGAGCGAAUAAAACGACCAAUAUAACCCCGGUGAUACAUAACAUCAACAGUAACUAUCUGCCAUUAAAUGUUGAAUGAAAUGCGUAGAAUUUCUUUAUUUGGAUUACGCAUUUUUUUUUAAUUUAUUGCAUAUAGACAUUUCUGGCAAUUAAGGUUAUCGUUAUACGAGAUCUAAUUUACACCUCUUUAAAAUCAAAUAAAAUUAUAUCAAUUUUAUGACAGAUAUAGUGUUAUAGCAUUUGUCAUAGCUUAAUAUUCAUAUUCUCUAUUCCUCGCUCGUUCCGUUCGUUGAAUUUUUAUUAAUUAUUCUGUACCUUUGCCACAACAAACCAUAGAUAGAGUUCACGUUUAUUUUAUCAAUUACUUCGUCAACAGCUAUGCACAUAAAAUAUUUAACAAUUAAAUAUUUUUUUGUGAUCCCGUUUAUAUGAUUUGACAAACUACGUCUUUUUCUUAUUCAUAGUUCAUAUCACUAUAUUAAAACAUAUAUAGCUAUCUACAUACACAUCAUCACAAAGUUUGUCGAGUUUUUUUUACUAUUCCCAGGGGUUUGAAAAUUUUCCCAACAAAAUGUUUCUGUUCUUGAAAUUAAUGGCUUGAUAACUGUUCUGGCACGGAAUUAUAAAUUUAAUUAUGUUGGACGGAGAAAUUGUUAAAACAGUGUAUAGUGCUAUUUUUAAA